AGCCCCGCCGUUCCUCCCAUGAGCCAUCACCGCUCAGUGCAGUGCCCCGCUAAAUCUCUUGCUGCGUUGGAGUCUCACUCCCUCGACUCGCUGCCCCGCCUUCGCUAGCACCACCACAACAGCACCAUGUUCUGGCGCUUCGGCGGCUACGCGCAGCUGUCGUCGCUGGACAGCAUCCUUGACAAGCCUGAUGUCACCGUCGAGGAGCUGCUGGACGAGUCGGACCUGAUACAGGAGCUGAAGCAGCAGAACUCAAAGCUUAUCGAGUACCUGCGCGACGAGAAUGUCCUCGAGCGCCUGCUGCGCUAUGUCACUGCUCCCAAGUCCUCCGAACCGGAGGGCGAGGCGACGUCUGGCGAGACUCUCGGCGAGGUUGGUAGUCCCAGCCGUCAGAGCUUCUUCGAAAAGGUCGCAGGGCGCGCGCGCUCGACCUCGACGGCAAAGUCAGAUGCCGGCGAUGGAGAGGAGACCAAAGAGGAACGCCAGCGAAUGAAGUACGCAUAUGUCUCUUGCGAGAUCCUCUCGUCAGAAGUCUGGUCGAUAUCCGAGGCCGUGUUGGAGAACCAGGAUUCGUUGAAACAAUUCUGGGCGUACAUCAAGCAGCCUGCGCCACUCGACCCGGUGCAGGCUGGCUACUUCACCAAGGUCAACGAAUCGCUGCUGGACCGCAAGAUGGAGGAGAUGCUGGAUUUCUUCAAGUCUCUUGACAACGUUGUAACAGAUAUGCUCCAGCACGUCGACUGUCCGGUCAUCAUGGACCUGCUCCUCAAGAUCAUCAGUCUUGAGAAGAGCGAGGGCGGACAGGGUAUUGUAGAUUGGUUACAACAGCAAGACCUCGUACCCCGGUUAAUCGCGUUCCUGGGACCCGACCAUUCUACAUCGACACAGACAUCGGCCGGCGACUUCUUGAAAGCAAUCAUAACAAUAUCGGCCAACGCAACCACCCAGGAUCAAUCGGUCAUAGGGCCCAAUGAGCUGACGCGUCAGCUCGUGUCUGAGGCUUGUCUCAAGCAAUUGAUUGAGUAUAUGCUACGUGGUGGCAACCCGUUGACGGUGGGCGUGGGAAUAAUUAUUGAGGUUAUCCGCAAGAACAACUCCGACUACGAUUUGGAGAAUCAGAUUGGGCCCGUACCUAAGAACUCGGAUCCCAUUUACCUGGGUACGCUGCUACGCCAGUUCGCAAACAACAUUCCGCAAUUCAUGGAACUGGUGCACAGCUCCAGCAGAGUUGUCGUUCAGAACGAUGGGUCUACAGCGAUGAAGAAGCGAGAGUUAAAGACGGCAUUUGGAGAGAAGAUCGAGCCAUUAGGGUUUGACCGAUUCAAGACUUGCGAACUCAUGGCCGAGCUGCUGCAUUGCAGUAACAUGGCGCUUCUCAACGAGCGCGGAAGCGAGGCUGAAGUCAAGAGACGAGAUGCUGAGCGCGAACGUCUAAAGGCCGAGGGCAAGUUGACGUCGGGCAACUCCGCCAACCUUGGCGACUUCUCCACCAGUGUCGACAGCCAAGGCUUCCACCACGCGCGCGCACCCUCUGUAGAUUCGCCUGAAGAGAUCAAACCACUGCAGGUGCAGAACAACUCGGAAGAUGAUUUCGAGAAGGUGACUGCGCCGGAAGUCGCAGUAGCCACAAUCGAAGCCACGGAGAAGGAGCAGAUCGGCGAGCCUUUGGAGCGCUCGCCCAAGACCGACCCAAAAGAGUCACCCGCCGAGAAGUCGGGCGAAGGUGACGGCGAUUUCGUGGACGAGCCACUGACGCCCCCCAAGGACGCAGCGUCACCCGCUGCGACUACUCCUGCUAAAGCCGCUGACGAUGCCGAAUCACCAACUUCGGCAGGUUUGACGUCCAAGGUCGGAGGCCUCGACCUCGACAACGACACUGUCAUGGGGGACAGGGAAGAGGCCGUCGUAGAGACCAAAGAGGAGGCCGGCCCAAAGCCAACUCCCUCUCUUCUGACACAACAACUGAACCAAACAGAGGAACCCGAGCCACUCUCACCGUAUGAUGCUGAUAAGCCUGCGCCGCUGUUUGCAGGUAAGAACCGCGAGAGCAACACGGAGGCUACCAAGGUCGAUACCACCAAAUUCACAGCAGCUGCACCAGAAGAUACUGCAGAGGCAACUCCCAUUGAUGACGCAUCUAGCGUUCGUUCAGUGUUGUUUGGCGGAGGCGAGAAUCAGGCUGAUCAGUAUGUGGUCGACAUCGAUGACACCCCUGUUGUCGGCGACCUCCUGAAGAUGACUUUUGUUGAAAACAAGGUCGUACCGACAAUUCUCGACUUCUUCUUUCGUUUCCCAUGGAACAAUUUUCUCCACAAUGUUGUGUACGAUGUUGUGCAGCAAGUAUUCAACGGCCAGAUGGAGCAUGGCUACAACCGAUCGCUAGCAAUUGACCUCUUCCAGACAGGUCGAAUCACCGAACGUAUCAUCGAAGGUCAGCAAGCGAGCGACAAGGCUCAGCAAGAGACCCACAUGAGGCUGGGCUACAUGGGUCACCUUACCCUGAUCGCAGAAGAGGUACUCAAGUUCACAGAAAGACAUCCGACGGAGAUACUUUCCCAAGCGGUCGUCGAGAAGGUCCACAGUGAGGAGUGGAUAUACUACGUCGAACACGUUCUUUCAGACACUCGUGAGAGGGACAACGCAAUUCUUGGUGGUGUGCGACCUGAUAUGAGUGUGGGCCCCAGACAAGCCGUACUCAACGCCGUGAAUGCCGCGUCUGGCUUUAGUGGAGACGGCGGUCUCUCCAAUGCUACCGCUGGCAAUAAUGGCGCUGUCGGGCUCGACAGCAUGGACCUGGCUCAACAAGGCGACACCGGGGGUGGGGGAUACACCUUCAGCGGUGGCUCCCUGCUCAGCGGCUUCACUAACUCGAGUGACGAAGAGGAUGAAGACAUGGAAGACGACGACGGCAACAGGGAACGACAGGGACCUGUUGACGAUUCCGAACAAGUGGGUGAAGUCUCAUUUGACGAUGCUGAUAUGGACUACCGAUAAUUCCGUCUCAUCCGAACCCUACCCGAGCCAACACCACGAUCUUGU
Boeremia exigua is the source of this 3039-nucleotide messenger RNA. Its product is annotated as extragenic suppressor of kinetochore protein 1. Bases 127 to 2994 code for a protein of 955 amino acids. Gene Ontology annotation, molecular function: protein phosphatase regulator activity; protein phosphatase binding. The record is from RefSeq and is a predicted model, not a curated record. The transcript has 4 exons. Gene Ontology annotation, cellular component: nucleus; cytosol. Lineage: Eukaryota; Fungi; Ascomycota; Dothideomycetes; Pleosporales; Didymellaceae.